UCCGACGUUUCACGGUUGUUUUGAUAACGAUUAACCUCGUGUUAUGUUUUCUUGACGCAACAUAAGAUUUAAUACAAUGGGUAGAAAAGGAAAAGUUGGAAGUGGUAAUUUAGGAAAAGCUUUGAUUAGAGAUCGUUUCGGUUCAUCAAGAAAUAAAAAACAUGUUGAUUCGUCUAUGAUUCACACCACUGAAUUAAACGAUGGUUAUGAUUGGGGACGUCUUAAUUUGCAAUCUGUUACGGAAGAAAAUUCUUUUGAGGAAUUUCUUUCUACCGCGGAGUUAGCAGGAACGGAGUUUCAUGCAGAGAAAUUAAAUAUUAAAUUUGUUAAUCCGAAAAGUGGAAUUGGAUUACUUUCAAAAGAUGAAAAAGAAAAGGUGUUGAAAACGCAAGAAAAGAAUAAAGCACUUUUAAAGAUACCAAGGAGGCCAAAAUGGGACAGUUCUACUACAGCUCACGAAUUACAAAGCAAAGAAAGAGAAGAAUUUUUGGAAUGGAGACGUUCUCUAUCUGUGUUACAAGAAAUGGAAGGACUGAUGUUGACUCCUUAUGAAAAGAAUCUAGAAUUUUGGAGACAACUAUGGAGAGUAGUGGAACGCAGUGAUGUUAUUGUGCAAAUAGUGGAUGCUAGAAAUCCAUUACUAUUCCGCUGCGAGGAUUUGGAGGCAUAUGUUAAAGAACUAGAUCCUAGAAAGAUGAACAUGAUAUUAGUUAAUAAGGCUGAUUUUUUAACAGAACAACAGAGACAAGCAUGGGCAAAAUAUUUUACAGAUAUUAAUUUAAGAGUUGCAUUCUUUUCUGCUACAUUGGCAGCUGAAAAACAAAAAAUAAAAGAUAUAAUAAAGGAAGAAGUCUCUGAAAAUGAACAAAAUAGUGAAGUAGAUGGUGAUGAAAAAGAUGAAAACUAUGAUAGUGGAACAUCAUUAUAUAAUUCAGCAUUUGCUUCAGAAAGUGAAUAUGAAAUUGUAGAUGAUAAUAGUAGUAGCACCAAAAUUAGAAAUGAAGAAGAAGUAGAUUCUAAGUGUAAGAAAUAUAAUGAAGAAUAUAAUGAAGAGAAAAUAGAUGAGAAAAUGAUAGAAGAUAAUACAAAGCUGGAAAAUUCACCAGAAUUGUUAAGUAGAGAUCAAUUAGUAUCAUUUUUUAAAGCAAUUUAUAAAGAUGAAACAUAUACAAAAGGAAUUACAACAAUUGGUUUAGUAGGAUAUCCAAAUGUUGGAAAAAGUUCUACAAUAAAUGCCUUGUUAAUGGAUAAAAAGGUAUCAGUAUCUGCAACACCAGGUAAAACAAAGCACUUUCAAACAUUGUUCAUGGAUAAGGAUUUGCUUCUUUGUGAUUGUCCUGGAUUAGUAAUGCCCAGUUUCGUCUGUACAAAAUCAGAAAUGAUUAUAAAUGGUAUACUGCCAAUUGAUCAAAUGAGAGAUCAUGUACCUCCAAUUACAUUAUUAGGUACUUUAAUACCAAGGCAUGUUAUAGAGGAUCUUUAUGGAAUCAUGAUACCCACACCUUUGGAAGGAGAAGAUCCUAAUCGUCCUCCAACUGCAGAAGAAAUUUUAAAUGCUUAUGGAUAUAGUAGAGGUUUCAUGACACAAAAUGGGCAACCAGAUAAUCCACGUUCAGCGCGUUAUCUUUUAAAAGAUUUCGUAAAUGGUAGAUUGUUGUAUUGUGUUGCACCACCAAUAGUAGAACAAGAAAGGUUUCAUAUAUUCGCUCCACGAAGGAAAAUAAAUCCCGCAAAUAAGCAUUUGCCUCCUAGAACAGUGCGUGUGAAUAGUAGAAAUAAAACAACGUCUGAAGAUGUAGAUAAAGUAUUUUUUCAAAAUAAUAUUUCGAAUGUGCACGUAAAAGGAGUCAUUGGAAAAAUGCAUGGUUUAUUUCAUUCUAGAUCUAACGAUAUAGGAUCGAUGAUUGGUUCCACACAAGAUUUGUUGCUUGAAGAGAAACCGUGGAAAAAGAUUAACAAACAUUCGAAUAAAAAGAAACGUGAGAAAACAAGAAGAUUGUACGCCCAUCUUGAUCAACAUUGAUUUAAUGGAUAUUUAUAUUGUAUUGUGAGAAUUGAAGGCCUUUUCGCUAUAUAACAGCGGAUCGUAUUUUGUAAUAUACAAGUCUCUGAAUUUAUAAACGCAUCAGUGACUCAUAUCGAUUCUACGUACCACAAAUACAUUCUAACAAUAAAAUACAUAUACAUAUAAGAAUAGUUCAUUGUUGUACUUAUAUGCAUAUAUAUUAUAAAAUUAAAAUAUUUCAUA
Messenger RNA from Eufriesea mexicana, 2248 nucleotides. RefSeq names its product nucleostemin 3 (gene Ns3). Gene Ontology annotation, cellular component: cytosol. The transcript has 4 exons. Gene Ontology annotation, biological process: ribosomal subunit export from nucleus. The record is from RefSeq and is a predicted model, not a curated record. Lineage: Eukaryota; Metazoa; Arthropoda; Insecta; Hymenoptera; Apidae. Bases 77 to 2023 code for a protein of 648 amino acids. Gene Ontology annotation, molecular function: GTP binding; GTPase activity.